CAAUUUUCAAAGUUCAUUAACUGCAAAAUGAAGCACUUAGUAAUAGCCUUCUCCUACAAAAGUUUCAAAUUCAAAAUGAUUUGUUUGUCAUCUGGGUGAAAAUUUUUUUUUUAAUAGGCUUAUUAAAAAAUGUCGAAAGACAAAAGGGGAAUACCAUAUAAAUUUUUGAUUGAUAUUUUUGAAAAAUCUGCUGGGCAAAGUGAUGUUAUUCUCAAAGAAGUAAAAGAUUCGUACCCAGAAGUUUACAUUGGGAGACCUGAUCGGUUUUACAAUACUAUUAAAAGGAUUGUUUCUCCAACUGUUCCUUCUAUUCUAAAUGGAAAAAUUGCAGUGAAAGGUGAAGCCUUAAAAGCAUAUAAAAAAAGAACAUGGGUCCCAAAAAUUCGGAACACAAAACAAAUGACCGGUUCUGUUCCUGAUGAGUUCAGUUGUAGUGUUCCUGGAUUUGUUUUAGGGACACAAUUAAAAACUGAUUUAGAAAAUAAAGCAGUUUCAUCCAAUGAAGAAGGAAUUUUUGAUCAUGAUCAUCAUUUAAAUGUUCCAUCAUUUAUAGAUCCUCACUAUGCACCUCGGAAUAUCAAAAGGAGGGAAAUGAGAAAAAUGAGGAGAAAUCAUUCAUUGAGAAGUGAAGUGAAGCAACUAAAGCAAAAAGUUUCUGAUUACGAAAAAGUUAUUUGUCAGCUACAGCAAGAGAUUAAAACUGUUAAAAAUUGUAAAGACAAAUCACUGAAGCAUUUGCAAAAGCAAUGUGAACUAAGUUCUUUAGAUUUUAUGAAACUAGAAGCUGAAUUUGAGAAGUAUGUACGUGAAACACAUGAUGACAUCAACACAACUCUACCUUCUCAUACUUCUUCUGAGUCUCCAGCUACCUUUCAAACUAAGGAUGGAAAAAGAUAUUCUCCGAUUAUACGAACACUUUAUUAUUCACUUCUAACAUCACAAGUCCCACCUAAUAAAAUCGCAAAUAUCAUUAAAGACGUCCCAUCAGCUUUUUUUCCAGGUGUGGAUAUCACCACAUUAAAGCUACCUGCUGAAAGUUGUGCAGGUUAUAUGCGCCGUGAAGAGCUUAAAACUGUCAGCUUGGCACAUCAAGCAACAGUUCUUUGUGAUGCUAAGGCGCUAUAUCUAAAUAGUGAUGGUACUACCAAGAAUCAGCACAAGUUGAAUGCCACAGCAUUCAAUGGUGUGGUGAUAUCAGUAAGCGAAAUUCCAGAUGGAAAAGCAGACACAGUUAUUGACGAUAUAGAUCAGCAAUUCAAGAAACUAAGACGAAUUGCCAAUCAAUUGGGGAUAUCAAACUCUAGCACACUUAACUGGUCUAUGAUUCGUUCCUCAACAUCUGACUCUGCAUCUACUCAAAAACGUAUAAAUGAUUUACUAGAACAGCGUAAAGAAGAAGACUGUAAAGAGUUGCCAAAUGCAAAUCAGGAGAGCUUAGAGAUAGUAAGAAUUUUUUGUGCCAUGCAUUUAGGAGUUAAUUUACGAAAAGCCUUUGUGGCAGGGCAAGUAUCAGAAUACCAAGAAAGUAUUGAUACUUUUGUAUACGAGUUCUGUAAGUUAUUUGGCUCACAUGGCACUCCUGAGUAUGCAGUUGGUUGUAUUCAGUUUCAAGAUUUUUUAAAAUAUAAAAUCAGUGAAUGUGAUAACAAUGAAUUGUAUUAUCAAGCAUGUCUUGAUAUUACUCUUUCUCGCCAAGUUGGCAGUCGGUAUUUCGUCACUUCACAUAAUGCAACAAAGAUUAUUUUCUUAGUUGCGGCUGCUUCAGAAUUUCUUACCUUUACUAAUAAGUGUGAUGAUGGAAACAGGUUAGAAAAAGAUGUAUUUUCUAAGCUCUCGGACACCAAUCUCUUAACCCUAUUGAAGGCUGAUGCGUUAAUGUUUCACCAUGUUUACUCUGAUUUAGUACUUUUAGCAAAAUCUAAAGAAUUAAAGAAGUCUGCAUAUGAUAUGAUGAAACAUUAUUUGGAACUCAAGAUAUUUCUAAAUAAAGUUGAAGAAAGUCCAGAAAUCAUCAUUAACCGCUGUUGUGAAGUUUUCUCGUCAGAGUCUCGUUUAUACAUGGAUGAUAGCAAAUUUAAUCACAGAAUACAUAGCCAUAUGAAACUUAUUCAAGAUCAUCUAUUUCAAAGCCUUCCAGAAGAUAAAACUGCUUUAUUUUCCAUAAUAACCAGUGGAGCAUCAUAUAUGCAGGCAAAGCUGUGUAGCUAUGCUUGUGACUUUCUACCAAAUGGUAUAUAUUGGGAACCAGAUGCUGAAACUACAGCUGUUUUAAAAGCAUUGGAACCAAGUAAUGACUUGUGUGAGUCUAUAUUAGGUCUCAAUGACUAUCUGUGCACUGCUUUACCCAAUAUGCUACAACUAACUAGAAGUAAUUUAACUGAAAUAAAGAAAAAUCAUACCAUGAAAUGGUUUCAUGAGUUACCUAAAGAGCGACAAAAGGCAAUUAUUGAUUUAGCUGUAAAGAAUCGUGGUGAAGUAAGAGCUGAUUACAAGGAACAUCAAAAUCAAGUUACUAAAAAAAGACAGAAUAACUUGGUAGCACAAAAGAAAAAAGCAGAUAUGUUGAAACAAAAAGCAGCUACUGAAAAGGCAAAAUUAUCAAAACUUCAUUUGGUUACUUCUAUACCAGAAUUUGAGAGUAGCUUAAAUAUUAUUAAAGAGGAAGGACUCCCUCUAAAAAAGGAAGAAAAGAAGAUAUUGGAUUUCUUAAAGGAACAAGUACAAAUUCGUAAAAAGCUGCUACAACAAAAAACCAGUAUCACUUUUACAAGGAAUGGAAAGAAACGUCCUUUAGUUGUUUUAAUUGAUGAAGUUAGAGAGUUAAUAGUACAGCUACCUGGUGAAUAUAACCCUCAUUCUUUAGUCGGGAAACACAUUCGACACAAAUUCAUAGUUGAUGGAGAUCAAGAAGAAUGGUUUAAUGGUGUCGUAUUAAAUUUUGAUGGGGAUACACAUAGUAUUCUAUAUGAGGACAGUAGUGAGAUUUUCAACUUUAAUCUAAUGGAAGAUCUCUCGAUAGGAGAUUUAAAAGUACUGAAUUAACAAAAUAAAUGUACCAAUUAUGUAUAAUGCAUGUAUAAUAUAUGUAUAAUGAUCAUUGUGAUUUCCAGGCUUUGUGUUUUGUUCUUCCCAUGCAUGCACACUCUCCUCCUUAAUUGUAUUACAUCAUGUAUAAAAUUUUAUCUAAAAUUUUUUUAAAAUAUUUAAUUAAGAUGAACAAAAAAUUUAGUAAAA
Amphimedon queenslandica is the source of this 3234-nucleotide messenger RNA. RefSeq lists its product as uncharacterized. The record is from RefSeq and is a predicted model, not a curated record. The transcript is spliced from 2 exons. Gene Ontology annotation, molecular function: 3'-5'-RNA exonuclease activity. Bases 130 to 3042 code for a protein of 970 amino acids. Lineage: Eukaryota; Metazoa; Porifera; Demospongiae; Haplosclerida; Niphatidae.